Molecule: messenger RNA, 1203 nt
Organism: Grosmannia clavigera kw1407
Lineage: Eukaryota; Fungi; Ascomycota; Sordariomycetes; Ophiostomatales; Ophiostomataceae
Product: polysaccharide export protein
Exons: 3
Coding region: 1-1203 (400 amino acids)
Source: RefSeq, a predicted model, not a curated record
AUGAAGAUCGAGCGUGUUCUCUACAAGACAUUUCGGCGCUUCUUGCCUGUCCUAGUCGUGCUAUCGAUACUAUGGAACGGGCUUGAGGCUAUACAUGCCAGGCGCAUGAUGCUGCGGCACGACACUUUCAGCACGGAAUCGCAGGGACUUGACAGAAUAUUCAUUGCGAGCCUCCACUGGAACAGCGAGAAGAUACUGAGAGAAUCCUGGCUGCAGUCGGUUGUGGAGCUGGCCGAAUCGUUCGGCAGAAACAACGUCUUUUUCAGUAUCUUUGAAAGUGGCAGCUGGGAUGGAACGAAGAGUGCGCUGGGCGACCUGGACUCGGUGCUGGCGAAGAAAGAUAUUCCACGGAGAGUCAUUCUCGAUAAUACAACCCACCUCGACGAGAUCAGCAGGUCGCCGACCGGGAGUGGCUGGAUCAAAACACCCCAAGGCAAAGUGGAGCUGCGCCGCAUCCCAUACCUGGCCCGACUACGCAAUACUGUGCUUCAGCCACUGUAUGAGAACAGUGGUGCCAGGUUCGACAAGAUUCUCUUCCUAGGCGACGUCGCGUUUACGACGGCGGAUGUCUACACGCUGCUUUCGACUCGAGGCGGCAACUAUGCGGCAGCAUGCUCGCUCGACUUUUCUAGUCCGCCCAACUUCUACGACACCUUUGCUCUCCGAGACAGCGAUGGCCACGGAGCCUUGACGCAGACCUGGCCCUAUUUUCGGUCGCGUGCCUCGCGGAAAGCUUUGAUCGAGAGCCAGCCGGUGCCAGUCACCAGCUGCUGGAACGGGAUAGUGGCCAUGGAUGCAGCGCCAUUCUACGACGAGGUGCCACUGACCUUUCGUGGUAUUGCCGACAGCCUUGCCACUAAGCACCUGGAGGGUUCCGAAUGCUGCUUGAUACACGCAGACAACAGGCUGUCCGACAGCAAAGGCAUCUGGCUCAAUCCGAAUGUACGUGUUGGGUACGAUACGUCUGCGUACAAGGCGGUUCACUCUGCAAGCCAAUCCUGGGUGUCGAGCCGUUCGAUCGUCACAGGCCUGUGGAAGAAUUGUCUUCUCCGCUGGCUGACAACGCCGUGGAUGCAUGAUAGCAGUAUAGGCAGACAUGUACGCCAGUGGAAAGAACUCGAUGUAAACAACACAGAAGGCGGAGCCUUCUGCCUUAUUGACGAGAUGCAGGUGUUGGUGGAGAAUGGCUGGGGCCAUCGGUAA